CACACUCUUCUCUCUCUCUCUCUCUCCGCCUCCAUUAUCUUCGAAAGACCAAAUCUAAUCCUCUCUCUCUCUCGGUUUCCGCCAUUUCCACAGCUCCACCAAAGCUAUAACCUUUCUCCAUACUCGAGAGAGAGAGUGAGACCGAAUUUGGAAAUUUCUUGAGGAGGAGGUGGUGUGUGUGUUUUCCAGAUCAGAUCGGAUCGUAAAUUUUUAAAAAAAGAUGCAGACGACAAACAACGGCUCAGAUUCUGCGUUGGCUACAUCCGCCGGAGCAACGCCACCGUUGCAACAAUCGACUCCGCCGCCUCAGCAGCAACAACAGUGGCAGCAACAACAACAAUGGAUGGCGGCGAUGCAGUAUCCAGCGGCGGCUAUGGCGAUGAUGCAGCAGCAACAGAUGAUGAUGUAUCCUCACCAAUACGCUCCGUAUAACCAAGCUCAUUAUCAGCAUCCUCAGUUUCAAUACGCUGCUGCUUCUUCUUAUCAGAAUCAGAAUCAUCAGCAGAAGAAUCAUCAUCAUCAACGUGUUGGAUCUGGUGGAGAUGAUGUCAAGACACUUUGGGUUGGUGAUCUUCUUCAUUGGAUGGACGAGGCUUAUCUUCAUACCUGUUUCUCUCACACCAAUGAGGUCUCUUCUGUGAAAGUUAUACGCAACAAGCAAACUUGUCAGUCAGAAGGGUAUGGUUUUGUCGAGUUCCUUUCACGUUCAGCAGCUGAGGAGGUUCUUCAGAGCUAUAGCGGUGUAACAAUGCCGAACGCAGAGCAGCCCUUCCGUUUAAACUGGGCAUCUUUCAGCACCGGUGAGAAAAGGGCAUCAGAAAAUGGUCCAGAUGUAUCGAUAUUUGUAGGAGAUUUGGCUCCAGAUGUCACUGAUACUGUACUGCUUGAGACUUUUGCUGGAUAUCCUUCUGUCAAAGGCGCAAAAGUUGUGAUCGAUUCCAACACUGGCCGUUCCAAAGGCUACGGGUUUGUCAGGUUUGGUGAUGAGAACGAGCGAUCAAGAGCUAUGAACGAAAUGAAUGGUGCUUUCUGCUCAAGCAGGCCAAUGCGUGUCGGUAUUGCAACCCCUAAAAGAGCCGCUGCUUACGGUCAACAAAAUGGUUCACAAGCUCUGACAUUGGCUGGUGGACAUGGAGGAAAUGGUUCUAUGGCUCAUGGUUCAAUGUCUGAUGGGGAAUCAAAUAACUCAACAAUAUUUGUUGGCGGCCUUGACGCUGAUGUUACUGAAGAAGAUCUCAUGCAACCUUUUGCUCAGUUCGGGGAAGUUGUGUCUGUGAAGAUCCCAGUAGGAAAAGGAUGCGGGUUUGUCCAGUUUGGUAACAGGCAGAGUGCUGAAGAUGCGAUCCAGAACUUGAACGGGACAGUCAUCGGGAAAAACACUGUCCGGCUUUCUUGGGGACGAAGCCCCAACAAACAGUGGAGAGGAGACUCGGGCCACCAAUGGAACGGAGGAUACUCAAGAGGACAAGGUUACAACAACGGUUAUGCUAAUCAGGACUCAAACAUGUAUGCUACUGCUACAGCUGCUGUCCCGGGAGCUUCUUGAAAGUGUUGGUAUGUCUCUGUCAUCAGAAAAUCACGUAAGUCCUGGACUUACGGGGACUUGGUUUCAAAACAAACCAUCGGAAUGUCAAAGCGAUCCGAUGAUAAAGUUGUUGGUUCAGGGGUUAGCUCGCAACAACAAAACUAAAAAACCUCUCUUUAGUCAAAAGAGGGUUUUGUAUCCUGGAUUUGAUAUUUUUGCUUAUCUUGCUGUCUCAGUCUCUGUCAAAAUUUUGAGGUUGUCUGAAACUUGAAUUUUAUUUUCAAACUUUCUUAAGUUUAUUUGUCAUGUUACCGAGACUUCCUCAAAGUCAGAGUUUGGUCAACAAUAAGUGAUUUUCCAAAUCGUUUGGAUCAAUUA
This is a messenger RNA of Eutrema salsugineum, 1903 nucleotides long. Its product is annotated as polyadenylate-binding protein RBP47A. Gene Ontology annotation, molecular function: mRNA binding. NCBI's taxonomy places the organism in Eukaryota, Viridiplantae, Streptophyta, Magnoliopsida, Brassicales, Brassicaceae. The transcript is spliced from 6 exons. Bases 221 to 1546 code for a protein of 441 amino acids. Gene Ontology annotation, cellular component: cytosol. The record is from RefSeq and is a predicted model, not a curated record.